Corapipo altera (White-ruffed manakin) is the source of this 4821-nucleotide messenger RNA. It is a transcript of the gene IDUA, whose product is annotated as iduronidase, alpha-L-. Gene Ontology annotation, biological process: carbohydrate metabolic process. Bases 62 to 1957 code for a protein of 631 amino acids. Lineage: Eukaryota; Metazoa; Chordata; Aves; Passeriformes; Pipridae. The transcript is spliced from 14 exons. The record is from RefSeq and is a predicted model, not a curated record. Gene Ontology annotation, molecular function: protein binding; L-iduronidase activity.
CCUGGCGCGUCGGCAGCGGGCGCCCGUGGCGCUCGGCGGGCCCCGCCGCCGUCCCGCCGCCAUGGGGCCGCUGCUGUGGCUGCUGCUGGUGCCGCUGGGCGCGGGCUCCCCGGCGUACGAGGUGUACGUGGAUGCCCAGCGGGCCGAGCGGCCCCUGCAGCACUUUUGGAGGAGCACUGGCUUCUGCCCUCCUUUACCUCACAGCCGUGCUGACCUGUUUGACCUGAGCAAAGAUCAAGAGCUGAACCUUGCCUACAUUUCUUCUGUUCCACAUGGUGGCAUUGAACAAGUUCGAAUUCACUGGUUACUGGAAUUAGUUGCUCUUAGAGUGAUGAAUGGCAGACUUUACUACAAUUUUACUGCCUUGGACAACCUUAUGGAUCUCCUGUGGGAAAACAAGCUAAUUCCAGGAUUUGAACUGAUGGGGAAUCCAACAAGAUAUUUUUUAGAUUUUGAAGAUAAAGAACAGGUAGUAAGAUGGAGAAACUUAAUUACAAUUCUGGCCAACAGAUACAUAGAUAGGUAUGGAUUGGAGCAUGUUGCUAAAUGGAAUUUUGAAACAUGGAAUGAACCAGACCACCAUGACUUUGACAAUGUGUCUAUGACAGUGAAAGGGUUUCUCAACUACUACGAUGCUUGCUCAGAAGGAUUAAGAGCAGCCAAUCCUCUUCUGAAAUUUGGAGGGCCUGGGGAUUCAUUCCACCCCUUACCCAAGUCACCCAUAUGCUGGAGUCUUCUGUGUCAUUGCUACAAUGGGACCAACUUCUUCACAGGGGAGACUGGUGUAAGGCUGGACUACAUCUCUCUCCAUAAGAAGGGAGGUGGGAGUUCUCUCUACAUCUUGCAACAAGAAGUAGAAGCAGUUCAACAAAUUCAGAAGCUGUUUCCAAGGUUUUCUUCUGUUGCCAUAUACAAUGAUGAAGCAGAUCCAAUGGUUGGAUGGUCCAUUCCCCAACUCUGGCGAGCUGAUGUGACUUAUGCAGCUAUGGUUGUAAAGGUCAUCAUCCAGCACCAAAACCUGCUCAUUUCUAAAGCCAACAACACCAUCAACUACACAUUGCUGAGUAAUGACAAUGCCUUCUUGAGCUACUACCCCCAUUACUUCACACAGCGGACUCUGACAGCACGUUUUCAGAUGAACAACACAAAGCCACCUCAUGUCCAGAUGGUGCGGAAACCGGUGCUGACUGUCAUGGGCUUGCUGGCACUGCUAGGAGAAAAGCAGAUUUUUGCGGAAGUGAAGAGCAAUGGGGUUGAAAGCACUCAAAGCAGCACAAUUGACGUGCUGGUGUCUGUGCACACACCGAGUGAGAUGCAACCCUCAGACAGCUGGCAAGCUACCCUACUGAUGUAUUUAAGUGAGGAUAACAAGACUUCAACCAACAUCAGCACCGUCACAGUGAAUGCCACCCACUUCCCCAGUCUUAGAGAGCUGGUGUAUGUGACGUAUUACCUGGAUAACAACCAAACCAAUCCCUACCUGAAGUGGAAAAACCUAGGAAGCCCUGACUUUCCUUCUCCAGAACAGUUCCAGCAAAUAAGGGAUGCUGAGGACCCACUGACAGCAGGCCCAUUCCCACUUCCUGAAGGUGGCAUCUUGACACUGAAACAAGACUUUCCCAUUCCCUCAGUCUUUCUUGUCCACAUCUGUGCAAGACCCAGAUCUGCUCCGGGUCAAGUGACUGGUGUUCGUUUGAUCCCUCUCACAAAGGGGCAGGUCACUGUGCUGUGGGACGAUGAUCAUGUAAAUUCAAAGUGUAUAAAGACGUUUGAAGUGGAAUUCUCAUCAGAUGGAAAAGCAUACCAGCGGAUUAAUGCCAAAGACACAAUAUUCACUCUCUGGGUCUACAGUCCAGGAAGCUCAGUCUCCGGCUUUUACAGAGUGCGUGCCAUUGACUACUGGGGGAAGGCAGGCCCGUCCUCUCUUCCCGUGGAGUAUGUUGAAGCUUUCAAGUGACCCUGAAGAGUGGUGCCUGGCUUGGUGUCAGACUGGUGUAUGUUCCCUGCAAAUGACAAGCCCCCAGAAAAAUAAACUCCUCCCAGGCUGAGGAGGGAGUAUGGAAAGGAUGAAGCAAGUUAGGAAUGCAAGUUAGGAGCAACUGCCCCUAUUAACUCUUCAUAGCGCUAAAGACAGCAUUAUCAAACAGCCACAACUGACAACUCAACUGGUCAGAGGCUGCCAUAGGACUGGGAUUCAGCUUGCUAACUAGAAAUUACGGGAAUAAAUAUUUAUUAUUCCCUAUUUUACGCUGAGCUAAUGGCCAGGACAAGCAAAGAUUUAUAGAGGUCACAAACUGCGUCAGGAACAGGUCCAUUGCUUCAUUGUGUGAGUGAGGAUGGCAGCAGAGACCUGAUUGAGAGUAAACUGCCUGCCUUAGCUACCAGGCUGUCUUGACAUAACGGUUUGAUGGAAAAGUGCCCAGCAACCAAACACAUCCAAAGCAUGAGGUGAAGCAUCCCUUCUUCCCUGCUGGUUAGUCACAGCAGGUUAUUUCAGAUCAGUUGCCAUGUCUUCAGGUGUAUGAGGUUUUUCACUCUCUCACAGAGGGGUUUCCACCCAGCUCUCUCAGCAUUUGUGACUGUUCCUGGCAUGCCACAACUAUUUCCCAUAGGCAGAGGAAGGGGUAGCAGCUCCUCCUCAGAGAGGAAGACUAAACAGAGAGCCCUAGGCUCCAAACUUCCCCGCCUUUUCUGUUUUCUCUUUUUGCCCAAGUCACCUGCUUGCACCAUGGCCAUGAGCCACUGCCUCUUUGUGGUGGAGGCUCUAACCCUGAAAGUCCCUCUUCCUUUCCAUUGCUGUCACCAUUACUGUCACCUCUCUUGGCAUCCUACAGCCCUUAGAGGUGAGGUCUCCCCCCAGCACGCCUUGCCUCUCAGACUGUAAGUCACCACUCGGUUUUGGAUAAUCAGGAGAAAGCUAAAACACCAGUUAGAACCUUUUGUGUUUUCGUAUUACAGGAGAGCACACUCUUGAAUGUAGCAGGGCUGCUACUCACAACACCUAGGAAAUUGACCAAGAACAGUCUGAGCUUCUGUGCUUUGCAAGGCAUGUGCACAAGUGUGAGAUAGCCCUAGAUCAUGGGCUACAGAACACUACUGGCUGUGCUUGCAGCUGCCAAACACUUUAUGUAAACAGCAAAGUUCCCUGAAAUUACAGGGGUGUUUUUUUACUCUCCCCUUUUCACAAUUGGCACAGUUUGAGCUAUGCCUCUAAAACACUUGUAGAAAGAAGGAUAAUGCCAGAGAAAACAGCUGGAGUGUUUUCCAUAAGGGGACUGACUUUGUCACACAAACAAAUCCCCUACUGCUUUCUUUGCUGACAUCAGUCACCUCACCAACAUAACAACAAAGACUGUGUGGAACAUUGAGGUCUCAGAGAAAAAAAAACAAAAAAACAAAACCAAAACCAAAACCAACAAGUUUGCACAGUAGGAGAGAGCUGAAUUACCUCAAAUGCCCUCACUUUUACAGCACAGAAAAGAAGCGUAUACAAAAAGCCAGUACACGCUGAGGUGUGGCCUUGUAUCUCCUUACCUUCUGAUUACUUGUUCAUAUGCUUACACCGAAAAUUAGCCUUAAAAGAUUAAUUUUGUCACAGAAUUGAGGUGAAAUAUUUCUUGCUUCACUAAAGCUUGAAUAAGGGUCACAUGUCACAUUCUAAUCUUCCAACUCCUUGUCCAUAAGGCAGAACAGAAAAGGGCCAUGGAGCCUACUGAAGGGAUAACCUUCUCAGUUUUGGAAAAGUUACUGGUAAGUUCUACUUGGAUGGAGAUAGUAAAAAUGCGUUUUCAAGUUGUUAUAGCUGUCCCUAAGUGAAGAAUCAGAAUACACAUUUAAAUAAAAUCUAGCAGUUAAGACAUAUUGUUUUGCUAGUAUGAGAUGGAACAACAACAACAAAUUAUUUAGAGAAAAUUUAAGUAUAGGAAUUUGAGAGAUUUUAGUGUGUCUGAAGCAGGAAAAGAUACAAGUGCUUGAGAGGACAGCUGACCCUUUUAGAAUGUCCUACCUGAGUAGCCUUCUGGUUUAAAAUUUUCCCACACUGGCAAUCAGAAUAUAGCAGUCUUUAUCAAGCUAAGGACAAUGCACCAGCUACAGCUGUUUGGAAAAAAAAAAGAAACAUAGCUGUUUUGAAGAGUAUUGAUUUUAUUAUUCAGGGAUAUAGAAGAAAAUAUAUGUAAGUGCAAACCAUGAAAAAUAGAAGAUUUCUUCUAAAAAUCUUCUUUGCUGCUAUGGUAUGAACUUAUUCCUUUAAGGAAUAAGUGUGUAUAAACAAUUACAGAGAGAAGAUAAUUUGAUAUUUACAGGCUUGAAUGUAUUUCAAACAAAGUGUAGAAGUUUCGGAAUGCCCUUGUCUUUUCUCUAAUUUAACGUCUGCAGAAAAACAUUGUUUAAUACUUGAAACUUGAGAUUUCUGUAACGCUCUGUUGCUGACUCUGUCUGAUAUUGCUUUCAAAAUUGCAUGUUUAACUAAUCUCCCCUGUUACCAGGCAGUGAUCAGCCUCCCAUCACAGUUUGAGUAACAGGUGCUUAGUAGCUCUGUAGUAUCAGAACCAAAGCAAGAUUGCAGAGCAGUCAGGUGUAUCUCUUGCUGGCCAUAAAUCCAAGUAAGAAAAUCUAACUGCAUCUGCAAGAUAGGAUUAUUUACCUGCACUUCAAACAAAACCUUCUGAGGGGAUAUAACAAUUUUGCAACCAUAUAACAAUUUUGCAACUGAAAGAAUCUUUCAGCUGAGUGUUUUAUUUUGUCUGAUUGUGUAUAUGCUGCAUUUGUUACCAUGUUUUAUGCUACCCAAUAAAACCAGUUUUUAAUCUUUCACAUGAA